This is a messenger RNA of Ornithorhynchus anatinus (platypus), 2035 nucleotides long. RefSeq names its product membrane bound O-acyltransferase domain containing 7 (gene MBOAT7). Gene Ontology annotation, cellular component: membrane; mitochondria-associated endoplasmic reticulum membrane contact site. The transcript has 8 exons. Gene Ontology annotation, molecular function: lysophospholipid acyltransferase activity. The record is from RefSeq and is a predicted model, not a curated record. Gene Ontology annotation, biological process: phosphatidylinositol biosynthetic process; lipid modification. NCBI's taxonomy places the organism in Eukaryota, Metazoa, Chordata, Mammalia, Monotremata, Ornithorhynchidae. The coding region runs from base 91 to 1488 and encodes 465 amino acids.
GACGGGCCCGGGGCCCGGGAUGAGCGGGGAGGCCUCCGGCGGGACCGGCACGGACACGGACAGUCCGGCCAGUCGCCGGCCCACAGAACGAUGUCUCCCGACGAGUGGACGUAUCUGGCCGUGCUCCUGGCCGCCGUCCCUAUCGGCUUUGCCUUCAAGACAGCAGGCCCCCGGGUGAAGCAGGUGGGUUCAGCGGCUGUAGGGCUGGGCUUGACGUUGCUGACCUGCGGCCCUCACGUCCUGCACUCCCUGGUCACCAUCCUGGGGACGUGGGGCAUCAUGAAGGUCCAGCCCAGGUCCUGCCACUUCCUGGCCUUGGGCUGGACGUUCUCUUAUCUGCUCUUCUUUCGCACGGUCACGGCCUUUGGCCUGCCGGCCCCCACGCCCUUCACCAAUGCCAUUCAGCUGCUGCUCACGCUCAAGCUGGUCAGCCUAGCCAGUGAGGUGCAGGAAUUCAACCGGGCCCGGCGGGAGGAGGCCACGGCCUUUGCCAAGACGCCGGCCGUGGGGCUGUUGCUCGGGGUGCCCACGCUGCCCGAGAUGCUGAGCUACAGCUACUGCUACGUGGGCAUCAUGACAGGCCCCUUCUACCGGUACCGCACGUACCAGGAUUGGCUGUCGCAGCCUUACGCGGGCACCGUGCCCACCUGGCAGCCCCUGCUGCGUCGGGCCCGGCUGGCCCCGCUCUUCGGCCUCCUCUUCCUCCUGUCGUCCCACUUCUUCCCGCUGGACUACGUGCGGGAGGAGGCCUUCUACGCCCGCUCCUUCGCCUUCCGGCUCUUCUACAUGACCCCCGUCUUCUUCACCUUCCGCAUGCGCUUCUACGUGGCCUGGAUCAUGGCCGAGUGCGGCUGCAUCGCGGCCGGCUUCGGGGCCUACCCCGUCGGGGCCAAGGCCAGGGCCGGGGGCGGCCCGACCGUCGAAUGUCCUCCCCCCGACAGUCCGGAGCGGGCCGGGGCCGUGGAGUACGAUUACGAGACGAUCCGGAACAUCAACUGCCACGGCACCGACUUCUGCGUCCGGGUGCGGGACGGGAUGCGCUACUGGAACAUGACGGUGCAGUGGUGGCUGGCCCAGUACAUCUACAAGAGCGCUCCGGCCCGCUCCUACGUGCUGCGGAGCGCAUGGACCAUGCUGCUGAGCGCCUACUGGCACGGCAUCCACCCCGGCUACUACCUGAGCUUCCUGACCAUCCCGCUGUGCCUGGCGGCGGAGGGGACCCUGGAGUCCGGGCUGCGGGGCCGGCUGGGGCCCGGGGCCCGGCGGGGCUGGGAUUGGGUGCACUGGUUCCUGAAGAUGCGGGCCUACGACUACAUGUGCAUGGGCUUCGUGCUGCUGUCCCUGGGGGACACGGUGCGCUACUGGGCCUCCGUGGGCUUCUGCAUCCACCUGCUGGCCCUGGCCCUGCUGGGACUGGGGCUGGCCCUGGGCGGGGGGCCGGGCCGCCGGGGAAACCGCCCGCCUCCGGACAAGUCCCACGAAGAGUGAGGGGCCCGGCUCCGCCUCCCGGCCCGAGGGAGACGGCCGAGGCUUCUCGCCUCCUCGGGACUGUGACUCUCAUCGGCCUCUGGGGCGGGAACCCCACGCCGCGGAGGAGGCGGGUGCCCAGAGCCUCCCGGGAGUCGAAUUCCCCUUCCCGGGGCAGGAGUGGGGGACCGGGAGCACGCUCCCUGAAGGCCUCUAGAGGAAGGGAGGGACCGACCCUGGUGGCCACAGCUCCCGCUCCUCUGCUGCCCCCUCCUUCCCUGCUCCCAGGGCUGUAUGAUCCCCACUCCGGGGUAACCUAGGCCCCCUCAACCCAGAAAUCCUCCCCAUCCCCACCACCCCCCUGAUCUGGGGCUGGAUGCCCCCGUCCCAGGAGGAGAGGAGCAAGGAGCGGGGGCAGGUGGAGGCCCUCACAGUUUACAGGGGCAGGGUGACGGGCCGGGGAGAACAGGAGAUAGGAGGAAGGAAAUAGAGGCUUUUUUUUAAUUAUUAUUCUUCUUCUGAACAGUGUUUUUCCCAAUAAAGAGCCUAGUGCUGACCUAUCCAUGCA